CAACAACAUUAUUCUAUUCUUAAAUAUAAUCGUUUAAUAAUAUACACGCGUUGUGUCGGAAUAUUUAUAAUCAUAUGAAAUCUUAAGAAAUGUAUAGGAACAUCUAUUUUGAGAUAUCUUUUUGCAUUAAUACACACACACACACAAUAUAUAUAUAGUAUGUAAGUGAAUUAGUCCUGUCAUGUCUCAUUGUUACCAUUAAAUGAUUCUACUGUUACAGUAACCUUUUGCACUUCUCGCUACCAGCGAAAUAAAGAAAAAAAUAAAUAAAUAAAAGAUAACAACGAAGUUAAAAAGAAGACAAGGGAAAGAAAGCAAUAAAGAUAGAAGAAGAAGAAGAAGAAGAAGAAGAAGAAGAAGAAGAAGAAUAAGAAGAAGAAGAAGAAGAAGAAGAAGAAGAAGAAGAAGAAGAAGAAGAAGAAGAAGAAGAAGAAGAAGAAGAAGAAGAAUAAGAAGAAGAAGAAGAAGAAGAAGAAGAAGAAGAAGAAGAAGAAGAAGAAGAAGAAGAAGAAGAAGAAGAAGAAGAAGAAGAAGAAGAAGAAGAAGGAAAAGAAAGCAAUUACUUUAGUAGUGUGCGACUGUUAGUUUUUGUUUUUAUCAGUAGCAGUAGUUGGUCUUAACACGUGGGAUAGGCAUCUUAGUUACAGCCACUUCUUGAUGUAAUAGUCGUCAUUUUCUUAUCAAAAGAAUGACUCGGUCAUUCAUUCAGACAGUCAACGGGUCAAAAUCACUUCAGUCCAGUUGCUGUAGUAAGCUAACUUAUAGUAACACAACUAUUCGGCACGCACUGACAUCAUCCCAUCUAAACAAACCAGCCAUUUGCUCCUGUGACAAUUUGUUUAACAACUGGACAAGUGAUAUAUACGAAGAAAAAACAUCGAAUUAUACUAUAGAGCAGCAGAAAUUAUCAAAGAAUCGUCGGCAAAUUCUGCAUAAUAUUAACCAAGCACAACAAGACUACAAGAUGGAAUCGACAAAUUUAUUUCUGGGGAGGGACUAUGUUGAAAGCAGCAAAGAAGACGAAGUCCGACGCAAGGAAUAUAACCUGAUCGAGAACCAACUUUCUACAAAUGAACAGAAUUUAAGAAAACAACAAAUUGAAAAUGAAAAUAAUUCACAGACAGGACAUGGAUAUCAUUACAACAGUUUUGAAAGCGAUUCUCAUUGCAAACCUUAUUCUUCAUUGGAAGCCUAUCGGAAAACACGUUUCAAAGAGAAUUGUGGAUUGUUUGAUAGCAAAAUCCGAAAUUAUGAUGAUAAAAAUACCUCAAAGUUUUGUCUCCACAAUGUAGGAUAUAUCUAUAGUUUUCACCGAACUCUAGCAUAUAUCAAUAAUACUCUAUUAUUGUUACAUCGUAUCUUCAGGUUUAUUUCAAUACGGUUCAAACCGUGUUUCUUCACGUUUAUUUUAAUGUCACUUCUUCAACCUGGUCCCUAUUGCUUAUAUUCGUUUGCACAUGCAAAAUCACUGAGUCCCCUUAUAGAAAUAUCAGAAAAUAAAAGCCAGAAUGCAGUGGAAUCUGUCGGCGUGUCUGACGUCACCAUGAAUGAGUCUAUUAAAGAGUACAACAUCGACAAGGGGCCCAGUGAUAGCGACCAAUCGACUGAAGACUAUACAGUGGACAAUGGAGCUUUUACGGAUGAAAACCCCUCAAAACUGCAUACCAGAAGUGUUGGAGAUGAACUGACACACAAAGGAAAUCAAGAGAGCAACGAAGUUAACACAAUUUCUGCCAACGGUGAUACAUCCAUGAAGGAAACAGAUCACGAGAAUGAACAGCAAACUGUUUUAAAUACAUCCGUGGAGACUUCCAUGGAAGAAUCGGAAAACAGCAGUGAGGAAAGCAUCGAUAAUGACGAUGAUGAUGAUGAUGACGACGACGAUGGUGAGGAUAAAACCGUCGACGAAAAUACGAAUUCUUCCAAGGGAAUUAUCCCAGAAUAUAUGUUAAAACUUUACAAAAAGUUUACUCAGAAACAGUACAUGCAUCCUGCAUCGGAUACCGUUCGGAGUUUCAGUAACAUCAACGAUGGUAUAAGCUGGUACUUUAUUUAUCGACGCCGAAAUGGUGAAAUGCAACGUAGACCUUGGCGAAAUUUGAACUCAGAAGAUAUAUUGUUCAAUACUACAGCGAAAACGGAAUUACCCGGAGCUGUCACGCGGAACCAUACUUUAGUUUUCAACAUUAGUAAUUUCCCAAAAGGUGAGCAAAUAAACCUGGCCCAACUACGCUUAUACAAACUCGUAGAAAGAGAUCGUAACAGAUAUGUGGGUGAAAACCGCAUUGUAUCUCUCUACGAAGAAAUCAUAAAAGACGAUUCUCCACAUCUAAGACUUGUGUCUCAAAAGCAUAUCUAUGGAAGAAAUAGUGGCUGGGAAUCUUUUGAUGUUACACCGGCAGUCAAACGUUGGAUUGAUGAAAUAGGGAAAGGUUAUGUUCAAAUAUUGCAAGUGACAAUCGAGAGUAUAUUUAAUAAUACGUGGGGGGACGAUAUGGAUAUAAGUACCACACCUCGUAAUAAGAAAGAACCUUUAUUGGUUGUUUUUUCCAAGCAGAUUAACAAGCGUCUCGUUCAUAAACUAGAGAGAGACGAGUUUCUUCAUCACGAAAUGAUCGUCAGGCAAAAUGAGGGCACCGGUAAUAACACCUCGACGAGUCAAUCGAGAAAAUCUCAGUCAGGAAGCACAAACUAUGACUAUGACGAUGAAGAGGAAGAUGAAGAGGAGGAAGAGGAGGAAGAGGAGGAGGAGGAGGAGGUGGAAGACGAUUAUAUUGAUGAGUAUGACGAUGAAUAUGGCGAUGGUGUCAGUGAAAGUGAUACCACGACACCGGAAGUUACGUCGUAUGCCAAAGUGAGGCGAAGUAUACGGUCCGAUAAGAAUUACGUACAACCAGAAAAGACGAGGGUGAAGCGAAGUAAGAAAUCCGCUCGGCGUAAUAUUUGUAAAAAAUCUAAACUUGUCGUAGAAUUUCGCAACAUCGAUGGCCAUGAUUGGGUUAUAGCACCGAAAAAAUAUGAUGCAAACGAAUGCAUUGGUAAAUGUUACUAUCCCUUGGCUCAGCACCUACAACCAACAAAACAUGCUAUGAUAAGAGCUAACCUUCACAUUCAGAACAAAAAAGUCACCAGGCCGUGUUGUGUACCCAUAAAACUAGAACCGAUAUCUUUACUAUACCAAGAUGCAACCACUCAGAGUUACACAUUCAAAUAUAAAUAUGAAGGUAUGAGUGUUUCUGCCUGUGGCUGUCGGUGACGAAGUUCUGGGAGAAUACCGACUUGGAAAAUUGUCAAAUAUGAAAAAGUGGACUGAAUUUAAGAAACGAAGAAGCAAUUAUUUCUGUUAAUGAAAUUCUUCAUUAAAUUCUUCAUUAAGAGGCAAUUAAAGUUGACAAUUUAUCGAUGUUUGAUUGAUAUGUUUCAUUGA
Octopus bimaculoides (California two-spot octopus) is the source of this 3427-nucleotide messenger RNA. RefSeq lists its product as uncharacterized. Gene Ontology annotation, molecular function: growth factor activity; cytokine activity. NCBI's taxonomy places the organism in Eukaryota, Metazoa, Mollusca, Cephalopoda, Octopoda, Octopodidae. Gene Ontology annotation, cellular component: extracellular region. The record is from RefSeq and is a predicted model, not a curated record.